GCUGUAAUUUUUUUAAAAUAACUAUGUUAUAGUGCAGUUAAAAGUACAUUUAGUAGUGUUUUGAUACCUGUGUGUUUGUAAUAAAAACUUUGUGCAUUAAAAUGGGUUGUAACACAAGCUCCGAGUCGAAAACGAAAAAGGACGAGCAAGCACAGUCGCAGGACAAUACUAACAAUACUUCAGAAAACAAGCAGAAGGAAGACCAGGCGUCAGAAGAGCAAGCAGCAACAAAGAUACAAGCAGCGUUCAGAGGGCACAAGACGCGUAAAUCUAUGAGUAUGAAGACUGCAAAGAAAACCGAGCCCGAACCGGAGCCGACCAGGGCCGAACUCGAAGCCGAAUUCAGGGCUGAUGACAAAGAGCUGUGUAACGCUGCUACCAAAAUCCAGGCCUCGUUCCGCGGUCACCAGGCUCGCAAGCAGACGCAGGUCGAGAAAGACAAGGAGCAACAAGAUAAGGAGGACAUCGAGAAAAUAGAUCUCACCGAUCCUGAAUUGAACAAAGCAGCGACUAAAAUUCAGGCUUCGUUCCGCGGACACAAAGUUCGCAAAGAUGUCCCCAAUUAAUUCCAUUCCAAUCUUACACUUCGUAUGUACGAAUUUCAACUCUGCGUCUUUAAAAUAAAGUUUAAUUCACAUUGUAUCAUUACUUUCAUGUAAUCUUCUUCAGAUAUGCGUACAUAUAGAAGUUAUGUAAUAUUUAUUAGUUAUUGUACACCAGUAAGCAUUUUAAGUAUGUCAAUUUGUCUGUCUUUAGUCAAUUUUUAAUAUAUCCGUCGUCGCUCAUUUAUUUAAUUUCAACUUCGGUCCUUUUAACCAAAAAAAACAAUCGUAAAAGCUCUUCAAUUACUUUGAGUGCUGUGUAAAUGCAAAUAACCAUUCAAUUACAUUAAUUUUAACAUCUGAUGUUAAAAAAAACGUAGUAAUCGUUUUAUUCAUAGUUGAAAUCGUAAUAUACAAACAAGAUGACAAACAAGUCACAAGACAAACCUCUUGUCUUGACGCAUUCCAUUUACGCGUUUUAGUUUUAGAUGUCAAUAAACAGAUGGCGUUAUUGU
Messenger RNA from Papilio polytes (common Mormon), 1057 nucleotides. It is a transcript of the gene igl, whose product is annotated as sperm surface protein Sp17. Gene Ontology annotation, molecular function: calmodulin binding. Bases 102 to 566 code for a protein of 154 amino acids. NCBI's taxonomy places the organism in Eukaryota, Metazoa, Arthropoda, Insecta, Lepidoptera, Papilionidae. The transcript has 4 exons. The record is from RefSeq and is a predicted model, not a curated record.